Molecule: messenger RNA, 1128 nt
Organism: Torulaspora globosa
Lineage: Eukaryota; Fungi; Ascomycota; Saccharomycetes; Saccharomycetales; Saccharomycetaceae
Gene: PRP21
Product: Prp21p
Exons: 1
Coding region: 1-1128 (375 amino acids)
Biological process (GO): mRNA cis splicing, via spliceosome; regulation of alternative mRNA splicing, via spliceosome
Cellular component (GO): U2-type prespliceosome; catalytic step 2 spliceosome; U2 snRNP
Molecular function (GO): RNA binding
Source: RefSeq, a predicted model, not a curated record
AUGGCGAAUCAGGCAGUUUCGACAUCUAAAAUGAAUGAUAUAAACGUGUUAACCGGAUCGGUACGAAAUGGCGAAUUGCUGAGAGAAGCAAUUGAGAAGACAGCUAAGUAUGUGGUUGAGAAUGGCAGCAGCUUUGAAGAAAAGCUGAAGGGAGACGCUAGAUUUUCCUUUGUGAUGCCUGGAGAUGAAAAUUAUGAGCUUUAUCAGCAAACUUUGAGCCAGGAGCGAAGUUCUCGAGCGUCAGAGGAUGAACAGGCUGGUAGAAGGGAAAUGCCGAAGGAACCUUACGCCUUUUGCUUUUCUAAUUAUGACGAGAAUAUAACACAGAGAGACCUAGAGAUUAUUAAGCUUGCAGCAGCUUAUUGUGUGGCUAAUGAGAGUAAUAAUUAUUUGGAAAAAAUGAGACAUGAGUUUGCCAACGAUGAGCUCCUCGUUUUUCUAAACCCUGACCAUGCUUUGAAUAAUACAUUCGUUCAGUUUGUGAAUCAAUACAAGCAAGUAAAGAACAAUUCACUUGGAGCGCCUUUCUUUGAGUGGAGGAAAGGGGAUUAUAAGUUCCAGAUUCUGCAGAGGAGUUUCCAAAGGGCUGAGUUCAAUGUUUACAAUAAGGAAUCGAGAGCGAAGAAAGACAAAGUUUUGAGUCUACAAAAAAUCCAAUUCGCCGCCUAUGACUGGACACGUUUUAAGGUGGUGAACAAAGUCACUCUGCCGACUUCGGAUUCUAGUGAUCUUCCUGCGCCGUUGGAUUUCAAUCAGCUGGCUUUGAAAAGAUUGGAAAAAUCCGAUAUGCUGAGUGUAUUCGAUAAACUUGAAGCAGAGGAACCAAGAAAGGGUCCCAAGUCGAAGAAGAGGAAACUCAAGGCGGCAGGCGCGACAAGGCUGAAGAUGGGAAAAACAACGACAGAUACAGAAGAUAAAGCGGAGCUGAGAUAUAUUAAGUGUCCUAUUACCAAUAAGUUAAUUCCAGAGGAUAAAUUCGAUAAGCACUUGCAAGUUCUGUUAGCGGACCCGCACUAUAAAGCAGAACGAGAGAAGUUUGAGGCCAAGCACAGACUUUCAAAUUUAAGCUCUGCGGAAGUCUAUGAGAACAUAAAAAGAGUUGCGAAGGCUUCCAGCCCCUCGACAUGA